Puntigrus tetrazona (Sumatra barb) is the source of this 582-nucleotide messenger RNA. RefSeq names its product CD209 antigen-like protein D. The coding region runs from base 81 to 317 and encodes 78 amino acids. The record is from RefSeq and is a predicted model, not a curated record. The transcript has 3 exons. NCBI's taxonomy places the organism in Eukaryota, Metazoa, Chordata, Actinopteri, Cypriniformes, Cyprinidae.
ACUGGACUGAGAGCAGAAGAUACUGUACAGAGAGAGGAGCAGAUCUAGUGAUCAUAGAGAACAGACAAAAACAAGAUUUCAUGAAGAAAAUAUCCAAUGGAAGUGACGUCUGGAUUGGUCUGACCGACAGUGAAGUAGAGGGAACAUGGAAAUGGGUUGAUAACAGCACCCUGCCCUCUGGCUCUGGGUUCUGGAAACAAGGAGAACCCAAUGGAGGUACAGAUGAGAACUGCGCUUUCAGUGGUUCAGCAGGACUGUUUGAUUUGACAUGUUCUAACCUUUUAAAAUGGAUCUGCGAGAGGAAAAAUAUAGAAUGACUGUUAUGUACAAUACUUUUUCAGCCUAAAUAUUCUAGAAAACUUAAACAACAAAAUCUUUUGAGUAAUUUUGACAUUUACAAUUUUCUCUUAACCGUUAACCUAUAAUGUAAAAUGUUGUAGCAUUUUUAAAGUCUAUACAAUUUUGAACUCACACUUUUAUCAUAUUUGUUAUCUUGCUCGCAGCCCUGUAAAGCUCAUUAAGUAUAUAUUUGUAUAAAUUACAAGCAUUAUUUGAAUAUUAAAUUUAUGAAGUGUUUGUAAA